AUCUGACUAUCAAAUUAAUUGUGUUAUACUUUUCCUCAUUAGUCGACAAAACAAAAGUUACUUUUUUCUGUUCACUCAUUAACUCAUAGAUUGAUUGUGUAUAUCAUCGAUCGCUUAUACCAUUCAACAGCAUAUCUAGCAUUUUGUGUGUUAAUUGUGGGACCAAUUGAUUGGUGACAAUGGGUUGUGCGGUCAGUACGAGUGAUAAGGAGGCCAUCGAAAGGAGUAAAAAAAUCGACAGUAUUUUGAGGGCAGACCUCGAGAAGCAGUCCAGAGAAGUGAAGCUACUUCUUCUCGGUGCUGGCGAGUCUGGAAAGAGCACAAUAGUCAAGCAAAUGAGAAUUAUUCACGAGUCCGGGUAUACCAAAGAUGAAUGUCUCCAAUACAAGCCUGUCGUCCAUUCAAACACAAUACAAAGUCUUAUGGCGAUCAUCAAAGCCAUGGGUCAACUGAAGAUCGACUUCAAGGACCCGGCGUGUCACGAGUCGGCCCGAAAGUUCUUCACAAUGGUUGGCGCCUCCAUUGAGGGCGACCUCACCCUCGAGUUAUCCGCAGUGAUGAAGAGGCUGUGGAAAGACCCGGGCGUUCAGAUGUGUUUCGCGCGAUCGCGGGAAUACCAGCUCAACGAUUCGGCCCAAUACUACCUGAACUCGUUGGACAGGAUCGCUGAGCCCUCGUAUGUGCCCACACAACAGGAUGUGCUCCGCACUCGAGUCAAGACCACGGGUAUAGUGGAGACACACUUCUCCUUCAAAGGCCUCCACUUCAAGAUGUUUGACGUCGGAGGCCAACGAAGCGAACGCAAGAAGUGGAUCCACUGUUUCGAAGGCGUCACAGCCAUCAUCUUCUGUGUCGCCCUUUCCGGCUAUGACUUAGUGCUCGCCGAAGACGAGGAAGUCAAUCGUAUGAUUGAGUCCAUGAAACUGUUUGACUCGAUUUGCAACAACAAGUGGUUCAUCGAUACGUCAAUCAUAUUGUUCUUGAAUAAGAAGGAUCUCUUCGAGGAUAAGAUCCGACGCUCACCCCUCACCAUAUGUUACCCGGAAUACGCCGGUAAUGAUAGCCAUCCAUUCAUAUGCAUCAGACCAGAGAGAGAGAGAGAGAGAGAGAGAGAGAGCAGACCAGAGAGAGAGAGAGAGAGAGAGAGAUGUACACUGUAUUGCUAUCUAUAUCUUAUAUAUUUGUUUUGUAUGAUAGGGAACAACACGUACGAAGAGGCGGCCGCUUAUAUUCAGAUGAAGUUCGAGGGCUUGAAUAAGAGGAAAGACACGAAAGAGAUCUACACUCACUUCACGUGCGCCACGGAUACCAAUAAUAUUCAGUUUGUUUUCGACGCCGUCACGGAUGUCAUCAUCAAGAAUAACCUCAAAGAUUGCGGACUUUUUUAG
Molecule: messenger RNA, 1388 nt
Organism: Oppiella nova
Lineage: Eukaryota; Metazoa; Arthropoda; Arachnida; Sarcoptiformes; Oppiidae
Source: the annotation of a GenBank genome assembly